Molecule: messenger RNA, 3075 nt
Organism: Artibeus jamaicensis (Jamaican fruit-eating bat)
Lineage: Eukaryota; Metazoa; Chordata; Mammalia; Chiroptera; Phyllostomidae
Gene: GGTA1
Product: glycoprotein alpha-galactosyltransferase 1 (inactive)
Exons: 8
Coding region: 334-1434 (366 amino acids)
Biological process (GO): carbohydrate metabolic process
Cellular component (GO): Golgi apparatus; membrane; vesicle
Molecular function (GO): hexosyltransferase activity
Source: RefSeq, a predicted model, not a curated record
CCCCGAGUGCUCUGCCGCCGCCCAGCGCUCGCCGCCGCUCCGCGCUGCUGCCCGCUGCGCUCUCCCCGCUGCCCCAGGGAGCGCCGGCGGUGCUGCCGGAGCGCAGGCGGCACACACGGCCGGCUCCGCCCGAGGCGGCGUGAAGCGGACCGCGGGUCCGGACAGCCGAGGCGCGGUUCGUUCCGGGGCGCACCCAGCUUCUGCGGAUCAGGAGUUGGACCACGGCACCUUCCCUUCCUCCCAGCCCUGCCUCCUUCUGCAGAACGGAUCUGGACAGAACUUUGUUUUGCCUUUUACUCUGCGGGGAGAGCAGCAGACGAUGAGGAGGAAAUAAUGAAUGUCAAAGGAAAACUGGUUCUGUCAAUGCUGGUUAUCUCAACUGUAAUUGUUGUGUUUUGGGAAUAUAUCAACAGCCCAGAAGGCUCUUUCUUGUGGAUAUAUCACUCAAAAAGCCCAGAGCCUGGUGACAGCGGCAGUCAGCAGGGCUGGUGGUUUCCGAGGUGGUUUAACAACAGGACCCACGAUUACCGAGAGGAAGAAGACAAAAACAAAGAGAAGGAAGACGAAGAAGAGCUUCAGCUGUCGGACUGGUUUAAUCCACAGAAGCGGCCAGAGGUGCUGACAGUGACUGGAUGGAAGGCGCCAAUUGUGUGGGAAGGCACUUACGACAGAGCCAUCUUAGAAAAUUACUAUGGCAAACAGAAAAUUACCGUGGGUUUGACAGUGUUUGCUAUCGGAAGAUACAUUGAGCAUUACUUGGAGGAGUUCUUAACAUCUGCUAAUAGGCACUUCAUGAUUGGCCACAGAGUCAUAUUUUACAUCAUGAUGGAUGAUGUCUCCAGGCUGCCUUUGAUAGAGCUGGGUCCUCUGCGUUCCUUCAAAGUGUUUGAGGUCAGGCCUGAGAAGAGGUGGCAGGACAUCAGCAUGAUGCGCAUGAAGACCAUCGCGGAGCACAUUGUGGCCCACAUCCAGCACGAGGUCGACUUCCUCUUUUGUAUGGACGUGGACCAGGUCUUCCAAGACACCUUUGGGGUGGAGACCCUUGGCCAGUCAGUGGCUCAGCUACAGGCCUGGUUUUAUAAGGCGGAUCCUGAUGAGUUUACUUAUGAGAGGCGGAUGGAGUCCUCAGCAUUCAUUCCGUAUGGCCAAGGGGAUUUUUAUUACCACGCAGCCAUUUUUGGAGGAACGCCCAUUCAGGUCCUGAACAUCACUCAGGAGUGCUUCAAGGGAAUCCUCCAGGACAAGAAAAACGACAUAGAAGCCAAGUGGCAUGAUGAAAGCCACCUCAACAAGUAUUUCCUUCGUAACAAACCAACUAAAAUCUUAUCCCCGGAGUAUUGCUGGGAUUAUCAUAUAGGCCUGCCUGCAGAUAUUAAGACCGUCAAGAUCUCUUGGCAGACAAAAGAGUAUAAUUUGGUUAGAAAUAAUAUCUGACUUUCUAUUGUGCCAGUAGAUUCCUGAAUUGGGGAGAGUAUUCUGGCUACUUCCUCAGAAAAGUAACGCAAUUUUAACUUUAAAAAAUACUAACAAAAACACCAACCCAGCAAGUACAUACUAUUCCUCCUUGUAACUUUGAGCUUUGUAUUAUGGGAGAAUCAGGUGUAAAUUCUGAAUGAUUUCUUACCUAUUCUGGGUUUGGGAGAAAUACUACCAGUUGAAUAAAAAAAUUGUCAUAGGCAAAGAAAAAGCCAGAAACAUUCUACACGUACCAAAUAACGUGCGGUAGAAAAGGGUGCUGAACCUAGAGCAACACAGGUUCCUUUGCAGCAGGAGAGUUCGACGGGCAGACACCAUCUACUUGGCGAUCCUCACAUGGUUUCAUAGCAGGUGGCUUCAGGCCAUUUGUAGUGCUUUCCUUUUCUCAGGAUAUUUGGCUUCUGUGGAAAAGAGUGGUUGAGAUUCCCAGUGGAUAGAUAUCACGGUGGUGAAUGUUUGGAGUCACAGAGAAUCCAAAGAAAGUGAAAACAGCCUCAAAGUGAGUUUGCUAUGAAAUAGCAAAGACAGGGUGGAAAGAGAGGGAGGCUGAUUACGGUUGGGCAAUGCCGCCUCAGAGGAGCAUAGGACCUGGGUUGGCACUUAAAUACAGCAUGGCACUGGACGGGAGGGACAGUGUGGGUGGUCUACAGCCUCCUCUGUCCCAUGACAACUACAGCAGAGGGGACUUGCAUAGAAGAGGCUUCUCGUUUUGCACAGGUCAUAUUCGGUAUGCCAGAUUCUGCAACUUGAACCUUCAGAUUCUUGGCCAGAAGACAAGCUGGUGUCAGAGAAGACAGACCCACAGUGGACUGAAGAGGCUUGCAAGGAGUUACAUUUUCCCAGACUUGGGCUUCAUGACAAGCAGUCUCCGCAAGUCCUGCUGCCACUUGCCCUAACCUUCAGGGUCCCUCAGCCAGUCAUGCCCUACUUGGAGGCCUAACAUCAGGAGUGGAUUGGAAGAGAAGCCCUCCCAUCAAGUAACCUCAUUUUCCCCUGCGCCACUGAGGUGUAACAACAACUAGACACAUUUAAUUAAAUGGUUAAUUGAUUUUAUAUCAAAAGCAGAGGGGAUGGUAACAAGAGACCUAUUCCUCAUGACUGAACAGCUUACCAUUCAAUUCCCUUCUCUAAGAGAAGUUAUGAAAUCCUACAUAUUAUUUAAAGUAAUGCAAUUCAAUGUAAAGGAAGUUAGGAAGCAAUAUUUACAUAUUUAUAAUUUUCUUGUGUUCCAGUUUAAGUCAUUUGUUUCCAUUUUUAAGCAGUUUAUUUAAAGAACCAUUGCAUUGGCUUGAUGCGCAGCACAAAGGCUUCUCUGAGCAAAGAAAACCUAUUUUGUCUGCCAUUGCACUGUGCCUCUUACUCUUCGCUUCUUGCCAAAAAAAUAUCACACUCAACAAAACAAAACAAAACAAAACCAACCAAAAAUCCAGAAGUGGACUUUGUUAAAGGGAAAGGAAAUCACACGUCACUUAGGACCUGUUUCUCUUUAGCUCAAGUUUUCUGGAAUACAUUCUGGAGUAGGAAAAAUUAAUGGUUUAAAUCCUGAACCAAAGAAAUGAUCUAUCCUGAAUGAUUAAAUAGAUGAUGUUUACGUUUGAA